Messenger RNA from Glycine soja, 3085 nucleotides. Its product is annotated as cation/H(+) antiporter 20. The transcript is spliced from 4 exons. Bases 197 to 2716 code for a protein of 839 amino acids. Gene Ontology annotation, cellular component: endomembrane system; membrane. Gene Ontology annotation, molecular function: antiporter activity. The record is from RefSeq and is a predicted model, not a curated record. NCBI's taxonomy places the organism in Eukaryota, Viridiplantae, Streptophyta, Magnoliopsida, Fabales, Fabaceae. Gene Ontology annotation, biological process: proton transmembrane transport; regulation of pH.
GUUGAAUUUGAAAUUUGCGAUUAGCGCCACGCAAAGGUAGCGUUAAAAAAGAUGAGAUAACAAAGAGAGGGAUAGAGGCGCACGUAGCCUCAGCAGCCGCGAAUUUUAAUUAAAACCCGUCAGCUAUGUUUUUCCAUCUAUAAAUACAGACCCAAGCAGCGACACUUUGUUGACUCAAAACAUCACAAGAACAACCAUGCAUAUGGCGUUGAACAUAACAUCCAUCAAAGCAUCCUCAAACGGAGUGUGGCAAGGCGACAACCCUUUGGACUAUGCCUUCCCACUCCUCAUAGUCCAAACCAUCUUGGUCCUCGCCGUCAGCCGCUCCCUCGCUUUCCUCCUCAAACCUCUCCGACAACCCAAAGUUAUAGCUGAGAUUGUCGGUGGAGUUUUGCUGGGCCCAUCAGCGUUGGGAAGAAACAAAAGUUAUUUGCACCGUAUAUUCCCUUCAUGGAGCAUGCCCACGCUUGAAUCUGUAGCCAGCAUAGGCCUUCUUUUUUUCCUCUUCCUUGUGGGUCUGGAGCUUGAUCUCCACUCCAUUCGCCGGAGCGGCAGAAAAGCAUUCUGCAUCGCCGCCGUCGGGAUCUCUCUCCCCUUCAUAUGCGGCAUCGGCGUCGCCGUCAUCCUCCGCAAAACCGUGGACGGCGCCGACAAAGCCGGGUUCCCGCAGUUCCUCGUCUUCAUGGGAGUCGCCCUUUCCAUCACCGCAUUCCCUGUGCUCGCGCGCAUCCUAGCGGAGCUCAAGCUCCUCACCACGCGCGUGGGAGAGACCGCCAUGGCCGCGGCGGCGUUCAACGACGUCGCCGCGUGGAUCCUACUCGCCCUGGCCGUAGCCCUCGCGGGAGACGGCGGAGGACACAAGAGCCCCCUCGUGUCGGUCUGGGUUCUCCUCUCCGGCCUCGGGUUCGUCGUCUUCAUGAUUGUGGUUAUUCGACCCGCGAUGAAGGUUGUCUCUCGUAAGGGCGAAAACGACGCCGUUGACGAGAUUUAUGUCUGUUUAACGUUGGCGGGGGUGCUGGCGUGCGGUUUCGUAACUGACCUUAUAGGGAUUCAUUCUAUAUUCGGGGCUUUUGUGUUCGGGUUAACGGUUCCGAAGAAUGGGAGCUUCGCGAGGAGGUUGAUGGAGAGGAUCGAGGAUUUUGUGUUGGGCUUGUUGCUGCCGUUAUACUUUGCCUCUAGCGGGUUGAAGACUGAUGUAACUACGAUUCGUGGCGGUGCGGCGUGGGGGCUUCUUUGUCUGGUGAUAUUCACGGCGUGUGCUGGGAAGAUUCUAGGGACUUUCGUGGUGGCCAUGUUUUGCAUGAUCCCCGCCAGAGAAUCGCUCACGCUUGCCGUGCUCAUGAACACCAAAGGACUCGUAGAGCUUAUCGUACUCAACAUUGGCAAAGAGAAAAAGGUUUUGAACGAUGAAAUGUUCGCAAUCUUAGUACUCAUGGCUCUAUUCACCACUUUCAUGACAACUCCAAUAGUGAUGAGCAUCUACAAAGCAGCGAAGACCCAACGGAAGCUAGGAGACAUUAAUUCCUUGAGUUCCAAGGUAAAUGAGUUCCGAGUCUUGGCAUGUAUCCACGGCCCAAACAACAUCCCUUCCAUAAUCAGUUUCAUCGAAUCAUCUCGCAGCACCACCAAGUCCCUUCUGAAGCUGUUCAUGGUGCAUCUCGUUGAGCUCUCAGAGCGCUCUUCCUCCAUCACCAUGGUUCAACGCGCACACAAGAACGGUUUCCCUUUCUUCAGCCGGUCCCACCGUGACACGUGGCAGGAUCGCCUCGCUGGCGCGUUUCAGGGCUACGGUCAACUGGGCCAAGUCAAAGUCCGGUCAACCACCGCCAUCUCUUCUCUCUCCACGAUGAAUGAGGACAUUUGCCACGUGGCGGAGGAUAAGAGGGUGACCAUGAUCAUCUUGCCGUUUCACAAACAGUGGAGGAUGGAAAUGGAUGAGGAUAAUAAUAAUGAGAACUGUCGUGUGUUGGAGAAUGUGGGCCACGAAUGGAGACUGGUGAACCAAAGGGUGCUUAAGAAUGCGCCUUGUUCGGUGGCGGUGCUUGUGGACCGUGGAUGUGGCAAUCUGCCUCAGACUCCAAGCCCAAUUGUGGCCCAACGCGUAUGCAUCAUCUUCUUUGGUGGGCCCGAUGAUCGUGAAGCCCUAGAGCUGGGGAAGAAAAUGAUUGAACACCCAGCAGUUAAAGUACGUGUUGUGAGGUUUGUUGAAAAGGAUGACCUGAUGAAUGGAAAUGACACUGUGUUAAGCUUCUCACAUGACGAAAAUGGUGACAAGAGUUACAGCUUCUCCACUGCUAAAAUGAACCACCAGAAAGAAAAGGAAUUGGAUGAGAAGGCCGUGGGAAAUUUUCGAAGCAAGUCGAAUGAAAUGGUGGAAUAUGUUGAGAAGGUUAGUGAGAACAUUGUGGAAGAAGUAAUAGUAAUAGGGAGUAGUGGAGAUUAUGAUCUUAUAAUUGUUGGGAAGGGUCGAUUUCCGUCGAAUAUGGUGGCUGGAUUGGCAGAAAGACAAGCAGAGCACGCCGAGUUAGGCCCCAUUGGAGAUGUUUUAACAUCAUCGGAAAAUGUGGUGUCAUCAGUUAUGGUUAUUCAACAACAUGAUGUAGCGUCGGUAGAUGAUGCUCCUGUAUAUAAGGUGCAUGGAAAGCACGACAAGGUCAACGAUAGUGAUUCAUCCCAUAAGGUUGGGAUUUCAAUAUCAAACGACAACGUAGUGUAAUUAUUUUUUUUUAUCCCUUUUGUAAGCAAAGAAGGGGAACAAAUCUUAAGCACCAGCAAAUAGUUCUUUUUAAGUAAAAUUAUAUUUAAAAUAAAUAAAGAUACAAUCACUCCUAAAUUUUUAGUAAGUUAAUUAAAACCACACUGUAUUUUAAAUUAAAUGGGGAGUGAUCACAUUUUAUUUAUUUACUUGAAAAACAAUGUAGUAUAUGGGAAUAGUUGGUCGUUGUUUUUCAACACGUUUCCUGUGAGAUUGUUGUCUUUUUUGGCUUCUGAAAGUGAAUGGUAAAUAAAUGCUCUGUCAACUAGAGUUGUACAUGCAUGUAUUAAUUAGUUUUUGAAAUAUAAAUUUAACUUGAUUUCCUGUCAA